Messenger RNA from Pocillopora verrucosa, 842 nucleotides. Lineage: Eukaryota; Metazoa; Cnidaria; Anthozoa; Scleractinia; Pocilloporidae. The record is from RefSeq and is a predicted model, not a curated record.
AUGAUAUUUAAUUUGUUAAAGCCCUUUGCAGAAAAACUUAAGUACUGGGACAAAAACAAAGAGAAGGAAGUUACGUAUCAAAAAGAUUCAAGCAAAAAAAAGCCUGGAAAGCAAAGAUUAUUGACCAUUAUGGAAGAGUUCAUCUUAACUUUGGUGAGACUCAGACUUGGGCUUUUAAGCAGACAUCUUUCAGAUAUAUUUGGAGUAUCAGAGGGAACAGUUAGCAAAGUCUUUACAACUUGGGUUUGUUUUCUGUCCACAGUUUUUCGUGACAUUCUCCUUAAAUGGCCUUGUAAGGAAGACAUUAAUAAAACUUUACCACGGUCUUUUUAUAUUUUUUUACAAAAGCCAACAUCCCCUAGUGCCCAGAGGGCCACCUGGAGUAACUAUAAACAGCACAACACAGUGAAAGCACUAGUGGGAAUCUCACCUACAGGUUAUUUCACCUUUGUUUCUAAACUAUGGACUGGAAAUGUCAGCGAUAGAUAUAUUACUGAAAAAAGUGGUCUAUUGGACAAACUUGAAGAGGGGGAUUCUGUCAUGGCAGACAAAGGCUUCAACAUCAGGGAUCUACUUACAAGAAAGAAAGUAGCACUUAAUAUCCCACCACUUUGCAAAGGAAAGCAACUGUCUAAGAAGGCAGUAAAAUCUACCCGUGCCAUUGCCAGUGUUCGGAUCCAUGUAGAAUGUGCCAUUGGACGACUUAAGGACUUUAGAAUUCUACAAGGGAACUUUCUUGUUCCAAUGCUGCCCAUUGCUGACAACAUUUUUAGUGUGUGUGCUGCUCUGUGCAAUUUGCUACCACCCCUGGCUAAAUAACUACUGCUGCCUUGUGAGCUGAG